This is a messenger RNA of Silurus meridionalis, 2391 nucleotides long. RefSeq names its product coiled-coil domain containing 107 (gene ccdc107). Gene Ontology annotation, cellular component: neuron projection; intracellular membrane-bounded organelle; neuronal cell body. The transcript has 6 exons. Lineage: Eukaryota; Metazoa; Chordata; Actinopteri; Siluriformes; Siluridae. The record is from RefSeq and is a predicted model, not a curated record. Bases 135 to 1079 code for a protein of 314 amino acids. Gene Ontology annotation, biological process: synaptic transmission, cholinergic; protein localization to cell surface.
CGCGCGCGCGUGUGUGUGAGAGAGAGAGACCGGAAGCGGAAGUUGUAGUAGUUACUCCUGCAGCUGCUGUUUUACUUCUCGCGGCGUGUGUACUGGUGGUGUGUGUACUGGUGGUGUGUGUGGGCGCGCGCGUCAUGGUGUUGUCCUCCUCACAGCAGCUCGUGCUGAUCUUCACCGCCGCCGUUUGCGGCUUCAUCCUCUUCCCCCGAGUCUUCACCGGGAACAGCGCGAGAGACAACACCGCUCUAGAUCCCCGCUUCCGGAAAGGCCCUCACCCUGGCCCCUCCCCCUCCCCCCGCAGCCCCCCUGAGGGUGUGCAGCAAGUCCAGAGGAUGGUGGAACAGGAAGUGAGGAAAGAGAAAGCUAAGAUCAGCAGCAACAAUAAAGGCUACGUGUUCACGCUCAUGCCUCUGUACGCCAUCGGAGUGGGGCUGUUCGCUGCAUACAAGUUUCUCAAGAUAAAAUCUGCAGAUGACACUCGGGCUCAGAAAGAAAGAACCGCCCAAGGACUUCGCAAAUCCGAGGAGACAGAGAAUCAGCUGAAUGAGCUGGAACAGCGUUUGGCUCAAACAGAGAAGAUGCUGAACUCCAUCCUCACACAACUUGACCCUCUGACUAACUGUGUGAAGUCAGUGGCGAUGGAACAGAAGAAUGAGAUCAUGUCUCAGCUGCAGUGUAUCAGACACCUAAUGAAGAAACGAGGCAUGCAGUAUGCACCAUCAGAGGCGUCAUGUGAGCGUAACCUUGACAACCUGAUCGAGUCGCUAAGCGCCAUGGAAACCCUUGGCUCGGAAAUGAACCCCAAACCACACGCAGCAGGAGAGAGAGACGACGCAGACGAGAGCCACUUCAAUAUGCCGUCUCUGGAAGGGAAGCGGAAGGACGCAGUGGGUGGAGCUAUAACACAUGGCCAGGAGAUUGAGGGGGGGCAUGAUGAGAAAGUGGGCGUGGCUACAGAGGAGUGUGAUGAGGAUUUGUAUAACGAGAAGCAUUUAGGCAACAGUGAUGAAGAGGGCGUGGCUAAAAUGUGUCCUGCCGAGCUGGGGGCGGGGCUUCGAAGACGUAACAGACACGAGUAGAUGUUUGUGUGGAUUUGUUUAUGAUGAAUGAAACCGAAUGCUUGAUUGGGGAUUUCAACUCCUGUGCAUUUAAACGUUUUAGAAUGAUUGAAUUAUUUUAUGUUGAUGUAGAAUGCUUUGAUGAACUAGGUUUGACAAUGAAACACACUCACGUCUUCUGCACUGCACUGCGAAACACAAGCCGCUGCGACACGUGUCAUUUCCGCCUGGCGUUUAUUUACGCUCCGGCUGUUUGAAAUGUCACAGUAGUGACAAAAAAUCUGUAGUUUUUACUGCGCCAUUAAACGCCGUUUUUAUUUUAGCGUUUUUGAAAGCUACAUUUUUGUUGACUGAAGACGGCGUCUCGUCGUGUACAGAAGGAUAAAACAGACACGUGUGCAUUUUCAAACAAGAACAUAUUCCUGCAGACAUGGCUAAACAAUAGUUCUGGUAAAUGUGGGCGGGGCCUAUGAUCUACAGUGGAAUAUGGUACAUGGGCCUGGUCUGAAAUGGUCUAUUAUUUAAGUCGUCAUGGGUUAUAGGUGGGGUUAAAGAUUAAUUUAUUUCAGGUUGUUAUAUGCUGUUGUUUUAUUCACUUUUUUAUAAAGUAAUAAAUAAUUUCUGAGUUUAAAUAACAUGUAAAGUCGAGCUAUGACUGGGUGUGGUCAGGAGAUGAGGGCGGGGCUUUGUGUGCCUGACAUUGUAUUUUUUUUUUUUGCACACUUUCAUUUUCUUUGUUUUAAAUCAAGAAAUUAAUUUUAAAAUUUUCAGAUUGAAAAUGUUUUGCUGGUUAGCUGUGUGUGUGUGUGUGUGUGUGUGUGUGUGUGUGUGUGUGUGUAAUGGAGGAAUUGCAUGGAGGUGAAUGACAAUCCUGAGAUGAAGCGAUGAGCAGGUUCUGCACUACCUCAUCACGUUCUUAUUUUAGUUAAACGCAUGGUAAAGUAAAUGGUCGUGUUUAUAAUUUUGAUGAAAUUCUCCUCAGUGUGAUUUCAGUCGUGUGUAACUGCUUGCUGCUGUGAUGAUGACGAGCGUGUUGGCGAUGUGUAGCAGAGCACCAGAACAGCGCUGUGCUAUUCGCUAAUUACCAAGCUAAUUUUUACCCCUGUGUGUUAGCUAGCGCUGAUUAAUUGUUAGCAUUAUGAUUAUAAAUGUUACCAUGCUAAUAAUCUGUAAAGUGAGCGAGUGAUUAUCGUACAGGGAAAACACUGUAUUGUUACAUGCUAAUGCGCUACUGUGCAUUUUACUGGCUUUGCUUUUUUGUGAAAUACUGAGUGUUUGUUAUUUUUAGAAGCUGCUUGAGGCCUUAAAUAAAAUAAUUACACAGCAGAGGAAA